Molecule: messenger RNA, 2397 nt
Organism: Triticum urartu
Lineage: Eukaryota; Viridiplantae; Streptophyta; Magnoliopsida; Poales; Poaceae
Source: RefSeq, a predicted model, not a curated record
UGGGGAGGGCGACGGCGGCGAGGAGCUAGCGGCGUUCCGACCCAGAGCAUCUUCUAGGUGGUGGUGGAGUCAUCUUCACCGGGAAGAGCUCCAUCGUGGCGAGCUGCGCGGGACGCUAACGAGGGAUCCUCCUAUCAGCAAUGGACGACUCGCCGCUAAGCCGCGGACCCCUGGGCCCCCUGCUAGGUAGCGGUCCACUGGACCCGUCGUCGUCGGCGGCAGAUUCGGAUGGCUCGGGUGGAUCGUCGUCCGCAGAUUCGGAUAGCUCCGGUGGAUCUUCGUCAUCGGGAUCCCCGCCGUCUCCCUCCAGCCCACAAUCGUCCACGCAGUCGACCCCACCGCCAGGGUCCUCGGACUCGGCGCCGUCGCCGCCCUCGCCGUCUCAGUCACCGCCGCCGGCUACGCCAGCAGGCACCAGCGGGCCGCCCCCGGCUCAAGUCUCGCCGCCGGGGUCAAAUGCCAUCCCGUCUCCGCAGGCUCCGAAGAGCAACGGGGGCGGCGGCGGCGGCGGCGGCUCCUCGGAGAGCGGGGGCGGCGGCGGCGGCGGCUCCUCGGAGAGCGGGGGCGGCUCCAAGGGCGGGGGCGGGUCGAGCGGCCGCGGCAAGGGCGGGAGCAAGCAAGACGAUUCUCCGCCCGUGGAGGCCGUGGUCGUCGGCGUGGUGAUCGGGGUCCUGGUCUUCGCCCUGCUGCUGUGCAUCGCCGCGUGCGUGUGCUGCGCCAGGAGGAAGAAGAAGAAGCCGCCCAUGGCCAUGCCCUUCUACACCGACCAGCAUGGUACGGCCGGCGCGCGCGCGCAUCGCAUGCAUCGUGCCCAUUCCAUUCACCAUGGAGAUUCUUGGCAGAGAUCUAACCGUGACCAUGGCGGCGCGCGGGCGCGUGCAGGGAACGUGUACUACGCGAACAACAUGCCGAGCCCGUGGCAGCAGAGCGGCGGCCCGGUGGACGGGCACGGCGGCGUGGGGUGGCACCCGCAGUAUCCGCUGGGCCAGGGGCCGCUGAGCGAGGAGAUGAUCAUGAGCGGGUCGCAGGGGACGGGGUCGUCGAUGCCCCCGCCGUCGCCGGCCAUCUUCGGGUCGCAGAGCUCGUUCACGUACGAGGAGCUGGCGUCGGCGACGGGCGGCUUCUCCAAGGCGAACCUGCUGGGGCAGGGCGGGUUCGGGUACGUGUACAAGGGCCUGCUGCCGGGCAGCGGCAAGGAGGUGGCGGUGAAGCAGCUCAAGGCCGGCAGCGGGCAGGGCGAGCGCGAGUUCCAGGCGGAGGUGGAGAUCAUCAGCCGCGUCCACCACCGCCACCUCGUCUCCCUCGUCGGCUACUGCAUCGCCGGCGCCUCCCAGCGCCUGCUCGUCUACGAGUUCGUCGCCAACGACACCCUCGAGCGCCACCUCCACGGCAAGGGCCUGCCGGUCAUGGACUGGCCCAAGAGGCUCGCCAUCGCGCUCGGCUCCGCCAAGGGCCUCGCGUACCUGCACGAGGACUGCAAUCCGAGGAUCAUCCACCGUGACAUCAAGGCGGCCAACAUUCUCUUGGAUGAAAAUUUCGAGGCUAAGGUCGCGGAUUUCGGGCUCGCCAAGUUGACGACGGACAACAACACCCACGUCUCCACGCGCGUCAUGGGGACGUUCGGGUAUCUGGCGCCGGAGUACGCGUCCAGCGGCAAGCUGACGGACAAGUCGGACGUCUUCUCCUUCGGCGUGAUGAUGCUGGAGCUCAUCACCGGCCGGCGGCCCGUGGACCCCAGUAACUACAUGGAGGACAGCCUGGUCGACUGGGCGAGGCCGCUCCUGGCGCGCGCGCUGUCGGAGGGCGGCAGCUUCGACGAGGUGGUGGACCAGCGCCUGGAGAACAAGUACGACCGGCAGGAGAUGGAGCGCAUGGCCGCCAGCGCCGCCGCCGCCGUCCGGCACUCCGCCAAGCGCCGCCCCAAGAUGAAACAGAUCGUUCGCGCGCUGGAGGGCGACGCGUCGCUGGACGACCUGAACGAAGGGAUGAAGCCAGGGCAGAGCAUGAUAUACAGCUCCGACGAGUCCGGCAGCUACGCGGCCAACAUCAACAGGCUGAGGCAGGUCGCGUUCGAGAGUAGCGGGGAGUACACCAACGAGUACAGCGGGACGGGGGAGUCGGGGGAGACGACACAACGGCAUCACUAACCAUUAAUCCCCUUGGAGGAGCUCUUCACCGCAUGGACCUGUGAUGUAAGUUGGCCGUGUAAAGGGAAUCGAUUGGUGUAUAUACGUACGAGGUGUACACUAUGGUUGAUGAUGAUGUAACUGCUUCAAUGCUUGUGAAUCGGGGCUGUAUUAUCGUGUAAAGUUGAUGUAUCCGUGUACUUACAUGAUGUAAUGCGCAGCUCUUGGGUUGUAUUAGCUCAGUGGAAAGAGAACUUCAAUGGAGAGCCUC